Messenger RNA from Piliocolobus tephrosceles (Ugandan red Colobus), 1682 nucleotides. It is a transcript of the gene ACBD6, whose product is annotated as acyl-CoA binding domain containing 6. The record is from RefSeq and is a predicted model, not a curated record. Bases 700 to 1548 code for a protein of 282 amino acids. NCBI's taxonomy places the organism in Eukaryota, Metazoa, Chordata, Mammalia, Primates, Cercopithecidae. The transcript has 8 exons. Gene Ontology annotation, molecular function: protein binding; fatty-acyl-CoA binding.
CUCGCGCAGGGCUGUUUGGGGGCGCUUGAGGCGCACAAGCUGGGGCAGGCGGAACCUUAGUCCUCAAACCCGCGUUUCCCGCGACUCCGCUCUCACCGCUACACUACUACACAGACGGCCUCCUUCCCCCACCCCCAGGGGCCCAUGCCGGUGCCGGGCUCCGGAGUUCGGGACUGCUAAUUUCAGCGAAACGAUUAAGAGACGCCCGAACAACAGACUGCACUUUCUGUCUUUCCGCAGGGAAAAGCUUCCAGCGUAGCGUCUCCCACGCUUCCCCGCCGGCGCAGAGGAGGCCCCACAAAAGCGCACGCCGCCGGCACGCACGCCGCCCUGCCCCGCCCCCACGGCCGGUAGCCGGCAGCUCCCCGCGCUCGCCCGCCGCUGCUUCCUUGGCCCUCGCCCCUCGUUCCGUUGGAAGGGCCUGAGGCGAGCCCUAGCUAGCUGUUGGCUGGAGGAAAGCCGGAGGAGACCGGGUCGACUGGGCAGAGCGGCAGAGGGUCGGGGAGCCUGCUCUGCACGCCCAGGGAGUAGAAGUGGGCAGGGAGCAGGGUUACGUGAGGGAGCGCGCCGCGACUGAGCUUGGGUCCGACUGGAGCUCAGGCUCGGGACCCAGACUGGUGGGCCAGGCCUCCAAGCCUGUCUUACACCCGAUCCAAGGAGGACACGCCGGACGCAGAGGGACGGAGCGAGCAAGGAGACAUGGCUUCAUCAUUCCUGCCCGCGGGGGCCACCACCGGCGAUAGCGGUGGAGAGCUGAGCUCAGGGGACGACUCCGGGGAGGUGGAGUUCCCCCAUAGCCCUGAGAUCGAGGAGUCCAGUUGCCUGGCCGAGCUGUUUGAGAAGGCUGCCGCGCACCUGCAAGGCCUAAUUCAGGUGGCCAGCAGGGAGCAGCUCUUGUAUCUGUAUGCCAGGUACAAACAGGUCAAAGUUGGAAAUUGCAAUACUCCUAAACCAAGCUUCUUUGAUUUUGAAGGAAAGCAAAAAUGGGAAGCAUGGAAAGCACUUGGUGAUUCAAGCCCCAGCCAAGCAAUGCAGGAAUACAUUGCAGUAGUUAAAAAACUAGAUCCAGGUUGGAAUCCUCAGAUACCAGAGAAGAAAGGAAAAGAAGCAAAUACUGGUUUUGGUGGGCCAGUUAUUAGUUCUCUAUAUCAUGAAGAAACCAUCAGGGAAGAAGACAAAAAUAUAUUUGAUUACUGCAGGGAAAACAACAUUGACCAUAUAACCAAAGCCAUCAAAUCGAAAAAUGUGGAUGUGAAUGUGAAAGAUGAAGAGGGUAGGGCUCUACUUCACUGGGCCUGUGAUCGAGGACAUAAGGAACUAGUCACAGUCUUGCUGCAGCAUAGAGCUGACAUUAACUGUCAGGACAAUGAAGGCCAAACAGCUCUACAUUAUGCCUCUGCCUGUGAGUUUCUGGAUAUUGUAGAGCUGCUGCUCCAGUCUGGUGCUGACCCCACUCUCCGAGACCAGGAUGGCUGCCUGCCGGAGGAGGUGACAGGCUGCAAAACAGUUUCUUUGGUGCUGCAGCGGCACACAACUGGCAAGGCUUAAUCAAAAGACUGGAAAACCACAGUCUGUAAUAGCAUAAGGCUUCCAUUAUGAAAGAAAACUACAAAAAUAAUACUUCUUUUUCUGCCCAUCUUUGGUAUGUAUUGGCUAAUAAAAUCAGUUCUGUGGAACUGGGA